Messenger RNA from Carya illinoinensis, 711 nucleotides. RefSeq names its product protein FAR1-RELATED SEQUENCE 5-like. The transcript has a single exon. The record is from RefSeq and is a predicted model, not a curated record. Lineage: Eukaryota; Viridiplantae; Streptophyta; Magnoliopsida; Fagales; Juglandaceae. The coding region runs from base 1 to 711 and encodes 236 amino acids.
AUGGCUUCUUUUGUACAGUUGACGGAUGAUGAGUAUGAUGAAAUAGUGGUUGAUGAUGGGCCUAAUAAUAAUGAUGGUGUCGAAGAACCUAAGGCUGAUGAUGAUGUCGAGGAACCUAAUGUUGGAAUGACUUUUUCUAGUGAGGAAGAAGUCCGGUCUUACUAUAUGAAAUAUGCUAAACAUAAAGGGUUCGGAGUUCGCAGAAGGAAUUCUAGACAAAGCGAAGAUGGGAGGGUUCGAUGGUUUACAUUGGUAUGUGCGCGGCAAGGCACAGUAAAGAGUCAGGCUUCCAAUAUCCUAAAGCCAAGACAAACAGAGAGGGUAGGGUGUAAAGCAAGAGUUAAUGCAGUUUUGAAUGAGGAUGGCAGAUAUACCUUGUCUAGUGUAAUCUUGGAUCACACACAUUAUUGUAGUCCAGGAAAAGCAAGACACUUUAGAUGUUUCAAGAAGCUAGAUGCUUGUGUGGCUAAGAGGCUUGAAAUAAAUGAUGAAGCCGGAAUACGUACGUCAAAAACUUUCCAGAGUGUAGUUGUUGAAGCGGGGGGGUAUGAGAAUGUGCCAUAUGGGCAAAAGGAAUGUCAAAACUACAUUGAGAAAGCACGACAACUUCGCCUCGGAGUUGGAGGCGUUGAAGCUCUAACUAACUACUUCCAAGAUAUGCAGAAAAAAAUGCAGAAUUUUUUUAUGCGAUCGAUGUGGGCCCUGACAUGA